AUGUCUGGUGAAAAAAAAAUUUCCAAGCAAAAAGAGGCAACACUUAAGGAUGAGGCCAAAGGCCACAAAAUCUCAUCAAAAGAAAGAAAUGGAAGACAACCACAAGCUAAAAUCGAUGUAUCAACAAACACACCAUGUGAAAUUGAAGAAGAAUCACCUCCAUUCAGCUCGGAAACGUCAACGUUAACCGAUGAUUCGAUAAAGUUCGAAGAAGACAAGGUUUUGAAUGACGCAACCAAACAAGAAACAGAUGAACAUGGAAACAAAUUUGACAAUAAUUCUUCUGCUUUUUAUUCAAGUUUUUUGAAUAAGAAGAGGAAGAAGAAGAGGAAUAGUGUUAAUGUGGAGAAGGAAAGUACUCCGGCGGGCUCGUCGACAUCGUCGGAAAAUUCUUCUUUCAUGAGGAGUAAGAGUUAUUCCAGUGGAGCUUCUCAUAUGUUUCGGAAUUUGAUUACAUGUGGGGCUGUGGACACUAAUGACUCGGCCAUGGUGAUGUUCAACCGCCGAAACAGAGCUUCUUUGAGUAUUCCGACCGGUGAACGGUGUAGUAACUCGUCGGAGAUUGUGAAGAGAGAAACGUUGGGUGGCUCUGAAAGGAUCUUUGGGACUCCAUGGAACCAACAGCAACAUAGUGGCAGGAAAAGCUGUGAUGGAGUGAUGGAUGCAAGGAAGAAUAAGAAGAGUGAAUUCAGCAACGAAAAAACUGCCAACCUUGUGAAAAGGCCAAAUUGCUCGCAGUGUGGGAAGCCAUUCAAGCCAGAGAAACUGCCCACACAUAUGAAGUCCUGCAGGGGAAUGAAAGCCUUAUCCAAGGAUGCAAGACCUGCUACUUCUGCUACCACAGCUGAGAAGACACCACAGACAACAAUGAAUUCUUCUCAUCAGGACUCAGUUUCUGGCCAUUACUUGACCACUAACUGA
Messenger RNA from Ilex paraguariensis (yerba mate), 921 nucleotides. Lineage: Eukaryota; Viridiplantae; Streptophyta; Magnoliopsida; Aquifoliales; Aquifoliaceae. The record is from the annotation of a GenBank genome assembly.